This is a messenger RNA of Juglans regia (Persian walnut), 2054 nucleotides long. RefSeq names its product transcription factor IIIB 60 kDa subunit-like. The record is from RefSeq and is a predicted model, not a curated record. The transcript is spliced from 7 exons. The coding region runs from base 1236 to 1619 and encodes 127 amino acids. NCBI's taxonomy places the organism in Eukaryota, Viridiplantae, Streptophyta, Magnoliopsida, Fagales, Juglandaceae.
UCCGCUGCAGUCACACGGCAGCAUCCUUCGGCAGUUCGGCGACUUCGGCUUCCAAACUUCCAUUUCCAGCGACCUCGAUUCUAACACGGCCCAGCUUCCGGCAACCUCCAGGCACUCAAGUUAACCUCUCCCUCUCUGUUUAUACAUGACGGCGUUCCAGGCGUCCACGACUCCACGGUUGAGGAGUUGAUUAAGAAUGCUUCAGACGUUAAGGCAUGCGAGCAAUCGGAGGAUAGGUCCCACAAGUCUGGGGAAGUGCUGUGUUAACAUUAAAAUAGUGGAAAACCUCAUUUUGCCCAUGGACUUUGCAGAAAUUUUUGUUGAACUUUCUGGGGGACUGCAUGGUGGGUCAGAACCUCCUGCAUUCCAGUGUGCUGAAAGGGAGAGAAUAGCCAUGGCAUCUGCUAAUAAGGGGGGAGAUGAAUCAAGUGCUUCCUUAAUGCCUUGGAAGGUCAGAAAACAUUGAACAGCUGCUGUCAUGGGAGAUCAGAUUGGAAUAGGUGGUGUUUCGGAUGCAUGUCAGAAAUCUAAGGAUACAAGCUUGAUCAAUGAUGAUGAAUCAGAUGGUCUUUCUGAUAUUGAUGAUGUUGAAGUAUGGAGCUUAUUGCAUUUACCAAUAGAUUUGUGCGUCAUUGUAUAUUUUGUUUGCCUCAUGAGUGGUGUGCACAUGCCGCACAAAUAUUUUCAACUAGGAGCUGGAGUGGAAAAAUAUAUGCCCUUUAUGUACUUUCUGUCGUUGCCAUAUGAGCAUCUUUAUGAGGAAGCUUUGGAUUGAUAAUAGCACGAAUGGGAGCAACCCAAGUAUGAAUUCUGAAUUUUAUGGCAGUAAAAUAUGUAUAUACUUUUAAAUAUAAGAAUGUCCAAGAUAUGGUAUGAAUAUGAAAACUCAUCUGGACAAUAAUACUAUCACUUGUCAGAAAUUCUAAUUUUUGUGAGUCUGGACUGUAAGGGAUUAUUAACUCUCAAAGUUUAAAAAUCUUAUGGCCAAAUUCAUCGGGUCAGUUUGAUGUUGCAUUUUCUUUGUCCCGUACAAUUAUGCAUGGCAUUAUUUAUAAAUAAUGACUUGUGGUAGGAGUUUGUUAAUGUGUGUAUUGCUAGGUGAGUGGCUACCUCAACAAUGAGGAGGAGAUGCGUUUUAAGAAGAUUAUCUGGGAGGAAAUGAACAAUGACUUGUGGUAGGAGUUUGUUAAUGUGUGUAUUGCUAGGUGAGUGGCUACCUCAACAAUGAGGAGGAGAUGCGUUUUAAGAAGAUUAUCUGGGAGGAAAUGAACAGAGAGUAUCUUCAGGAACAAGCAGCAGCAGCUGCUGCUAAGAUGGGAAGUCAGGCCAGCUUUCAGAAUUCUUCUGAUGAAUUGCGAGCUGCACAUGAACUAGCUGCAGCAACUGCAGCAGCUGUGGCAAAGUCAAGAAAGGAGAGGAAACAAAAACAAGAUGUAAAUGCCAAUCCUGCUCAAACGGCUGCAGAAACAGCUUAUCAAAUGCUAAUCAAGAAGAGACUCAGUUCGAAAAUCAACUAUGAUGUAUUGGAGACACUCUUUGCCGAAAAGGUAUGUAUAUUUUCUUGUACUUUUAUCGUACAAAGUCCAAUUGAGGGAUAUAGAUUUGUUUAUUUAAUAUAAUAUAUCCUCAUUGUUUUUUGUUUUUUUUAGAAGUAAUAGUAUAUCCUCAUUGUUGGCUUACUUAUCAAAGAAAAUAUAGCAUAUCCUCAUGCCUUCUAUCAGGAGGAAAAAAAAAGAAGAAGAGUAUAUCAUCAUGCGCACAUAAUUCCUUCUUGAACCUGGCUGUGGCAAUAAAACCAGCUUUUGGAGGGGGUAUGAUAUACAUUACCACUUUUUACUCUUACAAUUCAGGUAUUAUAUACACCAUUUCACAACAAACUGAGUAAUCCAAAAAAAAAAAUAAAUAAAAGUCUGAGUAUCAGUCAUUAGCAGUUACGACCAGAUCAUAAAUUUAUAUUUUGUAGUUGUACUUGUGUGUGUGCACACUGGUGCAUGAAUACAUUUCAUUCACAUUGAAAGUGCCAUACACUUUUGGUUCUCCUAAUUUGCGACUGA